UCCAAUGCUUGUUUGCAAGUAUCACCAACAGAAAAUAUCCAUGAGUCUACUUCAGAAAUCUGGUGGAGCUAGAGCUAAGCUGAUCUGUGAUAAGGUUGCUUUUCUGCUGUGCAGACACACUACUCAUUUGCUUUAUGGCAAGAUGCAUAUCCAUGCUGGCACAAAGGAGAUGGUAAGAAACGAGGUGAAAACCCCUUCUUGCAGUGACAUCUCACUGUUGGGUGGACAUCAGGGUGCAUCAUCAGACAGUAGUUUCCAUAUUCUUUGAGAAGUCGUGGAGACUGGGGAAGUCCCAGAUGACUGGAAGAAGGCUGACGUCACCCCCAUCUAAAAGAAGGGUUCAAAGGAGGACCCAGGGAGAAACUCACCUGGUUUUCCCUAAGGAAGCUUCGAUUGAGCAGCUGCGUAGAAUCAGAGACUUAAUUGCUGGAGAGAGGAGUAGCAGAUUGAAUGAGUCAAAUCAAAUCCAUGGAUCAGGAUCCUCUGAAACUGUGGCCAGCACUCAGACAGAUGCACACCUUCCUUCAAGACGUGCUGACUCUGUUCCUGCACCUGCCCGUCAGCAACCAGAAACAUCACUUGUGCGAUCUCUUGAAAUGGCUGUGGAUAUCUUACAAACACUUCAAACAAAACUUGAGCAUCUUGUAUUGAUGUAUGAGAAUCCUUCUAUUCAGCAGAAAGCACUAGCUUCAAUUCCCCUUCAGCAAUUGAAAGGAAAGGCUCAGAAAAAGCUAGCACAAGCUACAGGACUGGACAAAGGUGCACAUGUGAAUGAAGAGGACUUCUUGUUGUUGGAGCUCUUGGACUGGUUUAAGAAUGACUUUUUUCGCUGGGUAAAUAAUCUUCCUUGCAGCAGGUGUGGUGGGCAGACAGAGCCUAAAAGUGACUAUCUGUCGCCUACCAAUGAUGAUCUAAGGUGGAAUGCCAGUCGGGUGGAAAAUCAUUACUGCAACCAGUGUCAGUUCUGUAAUAGAUUCCCAAGAUAUAAUAAUCCCGAAAAACUUCUGGAAACCAGAUGUGGACGCUGUGGCGAGUGGGCUAACUGUUUUACGCUGUGUUGCAGAGCUGUAGGUUUUGAAGCUAGAUAUGUCUGGGACUCUACAGAUCAUGUGUGGACUGAAGUAUAUUCUUCAUCUCAGAAAAGAUGGCUUCACUGUGAUCCCUGUGAAAAUGUCUGUGAUAAACCUCUUCUCUAUGAAACUGGGUGGGGAAAAAAGCUCUCCUACAUAUUUGCAGUCUCCAAAGAUGAGGUUGUUGAUGUCACCUGGAGAUACAGCUAUAAGCAUGAAGAAGUGCUCUCCAGAAGGACAGCACUCAGUGAAGCGACACUACGUGAAACAAUUAACACGCUAAAUAGAAAGAAGCAACGAUCUUUGUCAGAAAAUAGAAAAAGAGAGCUCUUGGAAAGAACAAUUGUGGAGCUUGUUGAAUUUAUUUCUCCUAAAACACCUAAACCUGGAGAAUAUGGUGGAAGGACAUCAGGUUCAAUGGCUUGGCGAAUAGCCAGAGGUGAAAUUGGUCCAGAGAAAAGAAAGGAAGUUAUUUUUAUUCCCUCUGGAAAAGAGAAGGCAUCUAAACUCUUUCACCUCAUCUACAACAUAGUAGAAGACAGUUACACACGGGUUUCCAAUAAUAAUGAAAAAAUCACUGGCUGGGAAGCAGGUGUUUGGAAGGCAGAGUCUAUUUGGAGAAAGGUUGAAACAGAUUGGAAAAUGGUUUAUUUAGCCCGAAAAGAGGGGUCAUCCUCUGCUUCCAUCAGCUGGAAGUUUGAGUGCAAGUCAGUCGGUCUAAAAAUAGAUGACAUUUCAGUUAGGACAAGCAGUCAGACAUUUCACAGCGGAAGAAUAAAGUGGAGACUUUGCUCUCCAAUAGCAGAAAUUGAUCUGAUAGGAGAUAAGAACCUUUGCUCCUAUUCCAAUUUUUCUGGUGCAACAGAAGUUACGCUGGAAGCAAUUCUUAAUGGAGGGGAUGGCGAAGUGGCAUGGCAACACACACAGCUGUUUAGAGACAGCUUAACAGGAUGUGGAGAAAAUUGCUUGGAGAUAAUUAUAAAACUCAGUGACCUCUGAGAACCUGAAAUGAACAGAUGUUCUUUGGAUUCCUUGAAGAUGUUAUACCAUGGGUACAACACGGAGAUUUGGUUGGCAGUUCCUGUUCAUCCGGCUGGCAGCUAAUUUCCAGUUUCACUGCUUCCAUUUAGCCAACUUCAAACUGCACGUGUAUUGAAUAGGUAAACCUCAAAAUGAAAACCUCUUCACUUUAAAAACAAAUACCAAAGUUAAGGGAUUGAACCAUUAAGUAUUCUUUUCUUAAACUUCAUGAUGAAAAGGAAACAGUUAUUAGGAGGCAAAACAUGAUCACAAGAGCACAGAGCAAUAGUAAUUGAUUUUAAUUUGGACUUUUGGGGGUUUGCUUGCUGGGUUGUAAUUUUUUAUAAUCCUUGAAAAAACAGUUUGAAUUUAAUUUUCCUAUUACAACAGAUGCUUGUGAUGAUUUUAAGGUAUUUUAAAGAAUAAUCAAAGACUUAGAUGUUUUAAGAGAAAAAUAUUAUUUUAUGUAAUAACCAGAAAAGCUGAAAUUAAGAUAAAUGUUGAAGCAAUUUAAAAAUGAUCUUGUUCUAUGUCUAAAUAUUAAACUUGCGUUUAACACCUAUAAAUGUUUGGAAAUGUAAUAGUGUGCUAGGAAAAUAAACUCAUUUUGAAAGACGUGUUCAUUAUGAACCUAAAAAUGUCAUGGCCUGUGAUACAAAAUUGAGGCUCAAAACUGAAUAAGAAUAUCAGAUAUUUUUUCCUAUUAAAAGGCAGGUUAUUAAUUAUAAGUACUUUUGAAUAAUAUUCAUUCAAAUUUGCUCACUUUUAAAGAGAUUUAUUAAGUGUGUAGGUUAAAAUUACUUUUUAAGCUUCAGUUGCUUUGAGUGCCUUUCCUGAAUUCAAUGUAAAAGUAAAUACAGCUUUUCUGUUCCUUAAUACAGCAUUUAAAUUUCUUUGCAUUCAGUAUAAUUAAAACUGCCACCCAGGAGUUGUUGGAUGUAGCAGUACUGUGAAUAAAGUGUAUGUUCAGAUUAGGUAGGCUUCAUUAGAGAAUUUGAUGAGGGCUAUGACUGGAUUGUACAAUACAUUUUCUAUUGCAGGACUUUAAUGAGAAGUUUAAAUUAUAGUUUUAUUUUUAAAUAGGUGAAAAUUAGGGAUGAUGUUAUUAACUCAGUUUUUAAAGCUUUUUGUUCCUUUUUUUUUCUUACCAUUCUAACCCCUGUAUCAAUUUGAAAUUAUUGUCAAAAAUAAUUUACGUUGAAAUAAAUGUUUGACUUUUCAACAAA
Messenger RNA from Apus apus (common swift), 3316 nucleotides. RefSeq names its product N-glycanase 1 (gene NGLY1). The transcript has 11 exons. Gene Ontology annotation, biological process: protein deglycosylation; protein quality control for misfolded or incompletely synthesized proteins; glycoprotein catabolic process. NCBI's taxonomy places the organism in Eukaryota, Metazoa, Chordata, Aves, Apodiformes, Apodidae. Gene Ontology annotation, cellular component: cytosol; nucleus; cytoplasm. The coding region runs from base 297 to 2069 and encodes 590 amino acids. Gene Ontology annotation, molecular function: peptide-N4-(N-acetyl-beta-glucosaminyl)asparagine amidase activity. The record is from RefSeq and is a predicted model, not a curated record.